AUGGUGGCUGCUCGGCGGUCGUGGCCUACAUGGUUACGAUAUGCAUCAGUGAUACUGGCGCUUUCUGCUCCCAUAUGCGGAAAUGGAGUCCAGAACUCUACACAACCGGCUGAUCGGGCGAUCGUUUUGCAUACGUGUCCGGCUCGGAAUGUGUGGGAGGUAGAGGCAGAGCUAUUCCAGGAACCGAUUUGCUGGGAAACUCGUUGGGGUCAGGGGAAAGAACAGGAACAAACAGCUUCUACUCAGUCCAGUGAGCCUGGUAGAUAUAGCACCUCGACGAUACCCUUAACUGCCGCGGUGGGCGGAACACCACCGGCUGUUGCAGCGCAGGAUCCAGAUCACGAAGCGGAUGCAGACUCUUUACUCGACAGCUCGAGCUUUCUUUCAUUCGAGGAUUGGAAGAAACAGAAUUUGGCCAAGGUCGGGCAAUCAGCCGAAAAUGUUGGAGGCAGCAGGCGUGCUGCGGCAGCUGGCAAGGAAGGCCGGCGGCAACCGGGUAUUAACAAUGCCCUGGAUUCUCUAGGAGAUGAUGGCGAGAUUGAAUUGGAUUUUGGCGGGUUCGGCGCUGAAACGCCCGAGGCCAGUCCGACGGCCUGGGCAACCCCAAUCCCGUCCCAAUAUGCCGACCAGUUGGAUGACGAGGAGAAUGGUGGUGCCCAUACCCAGACUGCGCCCCAGCCAGAUGUCUCCCGGCGCAAGGAUGCUGGCACAACUUGCAAAGAGCGGUUCAACUAUGCAUCUUUUGACUGCGCAGCGACGGUGCUGAAGACAAAUCCCGAAUGCAAGGGCUCGUCAGCGGUGCUCGUUGAGAAUAAGGAUAGUUACAUGCUGAACGAGUGUCGCGCCAACAACAAGUUCCUGAUUCUGGAGCUAUGCGACGAUAUCCUAGUGGAUACGGUCGUUCUCGCGAACUACGAGUUCUUCAGCUCGAUCUUCCAUACAUUCCGCGUGAGUGUCUCGGAUCGCUACCCUGCGAAACCGGACCAGUGGAAGGAAUUGGGAGUCUUUGAAGCGAGAAAUACUCGCGAGGUGCAAGCCUUUGCGGUCGAGAACUCGCUGAUCUGGGCUCGUUACUUGCGGGUUGAGUUUUUGACCCACUACGGCCACGAGUUUUACUGUCCCCUCAGUCUGAUCCGGGUUCAUGGAACUACGAUGAUGGAGGAGUAUAAGCAUGAUGAGAGUGUUAAUCGUGCGGAGCCGGAGGUUGUGGAAACGGUGGAGACUGCCGAGGUCUCUGACGAGGCCGAGGCUCAGCAGUUUGAAGCCCGUAUUGAAGAGAUUGCGAUUGAGAGCGAGGAGUAUGAACAGAUUCAUGAGAUGUGUCCCAACCCUCUCAUGGAAGUUGAAUCGCUUCUCUUGGGAGGGUCUCUCUUUCUGUCUGAUCUUUGCAGACCUGAUGAAGAGACUGCCACUGCGAACAGGCCCGAGAAGAUUGUCCCGCCGGCCAAGACCAAACUACCAUCGCACAUCAACUCGACGGUCACACCGGGAGAUGCAGCUUCUACCUCUCAAUCCGGAACUGUCGUUCCACCCAAAGUCCCGGAAGAUGCUCGAAAGACUGGUGAUUCGGCCAAACCUGUACCUGCGACCCCUGAUACCCCAGUUGCCGUCACAGAUGCGUCCCAACAGAACGUUACCGUUGAAAGCACGGUGAAGACCACCACCAAUCCUAAAGAAGAGCAGCAAAACAGUCCACCACAAGAGUCUACUCGACCAACCUCUACCCAACCUCCAUCCCCCAAUCCGCCUACGCAGGAAUCCUUCUUUAAAUCCGUCCAUAAGCGGCUGCAAAUGCUGGAAUCCAACUCCACGCUAUCCCUGCUCUACAUCGAAGAGCAAUCUCGAAUCCUCCGUGAUGCAUUUAACAAAGUCGAGAAACGUCAACUCGCAAAGACAUCUACCUUCCUCGAAAACCUGAACAUCACGGUACUCAACGAACUCAAAGAGUUCCGCGAACAAUACGACCAUGUCUGGAAAUCCGUCGCCUUUGAAUUCGAGCACCAGCGUGUGCGGUACCACCAAGAAGUGCAUUCUCUCAGUGCCCAACUCGGCGUUCUCGCCGAUGAGCUGGUCUUCCAGAAACGAGUCACCAUGAUCCAAAGUAUCAUGGUGCUUUGCUGCUUCGCGGUAGUCCUAUUCUCGCGAGGAUCCGUCGGCACUUACAUGGAAUUCCCUCGCGUCCAACGCAUGGUGGCUCGGUCUUACAGCCUGCGCUCCUCUUCCCCUCCUUUCGAAUCACCGUCUGCCAGCCCAGGGUCUACACGGCCGACAUCCUCGUACCAAGAGCACUCCGCCCAUCGGCGGAACCUGUCGGAUAGUUCCUCGUCGCAGGAUAGCCCCAAUAGCCCCGAGGUGGCGUACAUACCGCCCACGCCAACUUCAGACGUCUCUCGGGAAUUCGACGAAGAGGAGAAGCACCCACAAUCCCCGUCUCCCGAUUCGAUAUCGUUGCCUACGCUGGGCACGCCGCAGCUCCGGUCGCAUAGCACGCCGCCCGUGCUGAAUGCUCACCUAUCGGAAUUGGAUCUGAAUGGCGACGGCGAGGAUACUAUCCUUGCACCUUCGGUCUCGACUCCAUCAGAGGAACCUCGUCGGUUGUCAUGA
Molecule: messenger RNA, 2604 nt
Organism: Penicillium daleae
Lineage: Eukaryota; Fungi; Ascomycota; Eurotiomycetes; Eurotiales; Aspergillaceae
Product: Sad1/UNC domain protein
Exons: 1
Coding region: 1-2604 (867 amino acids)
Biological process (GO): protein folding in endoplasmic reticulum
Cellular component (GO): cytoplasm; membrane
Source: RefSeq, a predicted model, not a curated record